Molecule: messenger RNA, 2216 nt
Organism: Malurus melanocephalus (red-backed fairy wren)
Lineage: Eukaryota; Metazoa; Chordata; Aves; Passeriformes; Maluridae
Gene: TIGAR
Product: TP53 induced glycolysis regulatory phosphatase
Exons: 6
Coding region: 417-1256 (279 amino acids)
Biological process (GO): positive regulation of DNA repair; negative regulation of programmed cell death; fructose 2,6-bisphosphate metabolic process
Cellular component (GO): cytosol
Molecular function (GO): fructose-2,6-bisphosphate 2-phosphatase activity
Source: RefSeq, a predicted model, not a curated record
AGAGCGGGGCGCGCGGCGCCGCAGUGCGGGCGGCCGGAGCUGCGCUCACCUGGAGCUCACCUGCGCUGCCCUGAGGGCAUAGCGCCAUACCUGCGCUCAUAUCGCCACACCUGGGCUGCCCUGAGGGCAUAUCGCCACACCUGGGCUGCCCUGAGGGCAUAUCGCCACACCUGGGCUGCCCUGAGGGCAUAUCGCCAUACCUGCGCUCAUAUCGCCACACCUGGGCUGCCCUGAGGGCAUAUCGCCAUACCUGCGCUCAUAUCGCCACACCUGGGCUGCCCUGAGCGCAUAUCGCCACACCUGCGCUCAUAUCCCCACACCUGGGCUGCCCUGGGACAUAUCGCCACACCUGGGCUGCCCUGAGCGCACAUCGCCACACCUGGGCGCAUACCGCCACAGCUGCGCUCCCCUGCGCCAUGGUUCGCUUCGGGCUGACGGUCGUGCGGCAUGGAGAAACAAGAUACAACAAAGACAAGAUACUGCAAGGUCAAGGAGUGGAUGAGCCACUCUCUGCAACUGGUUUCAGGCAAGCAGAUGCUGCUGGUUUAUUUCUCAGUAAUGUAAAGUUUACCCAUGUCUUUUCAAGUGACCUCCUUCGAGCUAAGCAGACUGCUGCUGGAAUUCUAGGAAAAAACAAGUUUUGCAGAGAUCUGGAAAUCAAGUAUGAUGCAAGACUGCGAGAGAGAAAAUAUGGUGUUGCAGAAGGAAGGCCUUUGGCUGACCUCAAGGCUAUGGCAAARGAUGCUGGGGAGCAAUGUCCUUCAUUCACACCUUCUGGCGGAGAAACACUGGAUGAAGUGAGAGAACGUGCAAGGGAUUUUUUUGAAUUCCUGUGCCAGCUGGCUGUUGAGUUGGAGCAGAAGCAGCACAGCAGUGUUGGUGCACCGGGCAGGAGCUCAGCAACAUCUGGAGAACACUUUGUUUUUCCUUGGACAAACCACUGCAGUGAGGCAGAGCUGAGUUCGGAGGGCAGUGGAUCUUCCGCAAUAUUAGAUGCCAAUAUUUUGGUGGUGAGUCAUGGAGCCUACAUGAGGAACUGGAUUGGCUAUUUUGUUUCAGAUCUCAACUGUACCUUACCAGUAAAUUUAACCAAGUCGCAGCUGUCUUCUGUCAGUCCCAAUACAGGAGUCAGUCAUUUUGUUAUAAAACUUGGAAAYGGGAAUUCAUUAAAACCUGAAAUCACAUGUGUCUGUCUGAACCAAGACUCUCACUUGGUGGRUGUGGAAGCUGAAUCAGUAGCUUCAAAAGUGUUUUAAGAGUCUCUGUGGGGGGAAAGUGGGUUUAGAUCACCAUUUUGCUAAGCUUGAGGAAAAUAUCUGUAGUAAUUACUGAGAUUGACUGGAAUUGCUGACACUAAACUGCAAAAAGGGAGACAAGCAACUGCUUACUAUCUUAAAAAAACCCACAAUUUGCAUGGUCCUAGUGCCCAGUAUAAGUUGGCAGUAGCAAAAUGAAACAAAUAUUUUCUGUUCUCACAAACAAUACUUCCAGUCACUUGCAUAUCUGCUGCUAGAACACAUAUUUUAAAUGACUCUUUUCCAUUGCUCCAUAAUUAUUUUGGUUACCUCCAUGUGAAAGAGUUGGGGAGGGAAGAGGAGCAGGACCUCAAAGAUGAGCUAUACUGUAUUCUUGUUUUAUUACAAAGUGAUAUAUUGUAAUAGGAAACAUACAUGUUGUCUUAAAUUUCUGAAUGCAAUAGUAUAACCUAGGAAGGAGCUUUGCCCAAUGGGAAAGAUUAGAUCUGUGAGUCUCUGGGCAAGUCUGCUUUCCGUUUGUAGGCUGGGAAUGAUGACAAACCUACCUCGCCAGGAAUAUUUCCUGAGAAAUUGUUCAGGUUGUCGAGAUCUCUGUGGAGAAGCAGUGUACACAAAGUAUUUUGAGCUCUAAGCAGGAUGAGGAACCUCACGUGCACAUAGUAAUGAUUUAUUUUCUGGAAAAGGAGCUUUCUCUCUGGGGGGAGUUGAACCCAAGUGGGAUCCUUCUAUCAGCUGCAGUUGUGCCCUUGAUUCUUUGAAUAUUUUUGCCUAGAACAAGGCAAGUUUGAUUGUUUGGCCAUUGUUGGUGUGAAUACUGCAUUCUUUCCCUGCUGGGGUGUUUGUGGUGUUACAGUGUGARCUUAUCUGGUUUAUGUUAUUUAUAAUACUUGCAUACUUUUUCGUCAUUUGCUUAUUUUAAGCCUGUUAAAAAAAUUAAAAAUUAAAGAGUCCUGAAUAGAA